Messenger RNA from Lethenteron reissneri (Far Eastern brook lamprey), 4807 nucleotides. RefSeq names its product E3 ubiquitin-protein ligase PDZRN3-B-like. NCBI's taxonomy places the organism in Eukaryota, Metazoa, Chordata, Hyperoartia, Petromyzontiformes, Petromyzontidae. Gene Ontology annotation, molecular function: protein binding. The record is from RefSeq and is a predicted model, not a curated record.
AGGGGGGGGGGCUGGUGUGUGCGCGUGUGUGUCAUGGGCUGCACGCUGUGCGCCCUGCGCUCCAAGGACGAGCAGUACAAGCUGCUGUAUGAAGUUUGCCAGGUGGGCGGCAAGGACUCCGGCAAGGCGGCGCACGGGGAGGAGGAGGCGGCGGUGACGGAGGCGGCGCUGCUGCGAGCGGCGCGCGACCCCGUCGUGGUGGAGGUGCUGCGCAGGGGCCGCCCGUCGCUGGCCCCACCGAGGCCACCGGGCGGACGCGCGCGCACGGACGCCAGCACGCAGACCGAGUUGCCAGCCUCGCCCAGCGGUCCGCGCAGCCCGGCCACGCCGCCCCUGCCCAACGUGCAUCCCCUGCUGCUGGCCCAGGGCCUCUGUGAGCUGCCAUCCGAAUACUUUGACUCAAGCGACUACCUUCCCAGCAUGCAGCAGGAUGCCCACCAUGCGGAGGGUCUGGAGUAUGAGGAGGUGGAUUUGCACCGGGGCUCAAGCCGGGAGCGGCUCGGCCUCACCGUGUGCUACCGCACGGAGGACGAGGACGACGCCGGCAUCUACGUGAGCCAGGUGAAUCCCAACAGCAUCGCGGCACGGGACGGGCGCAUCAGAGAGGGCGACAGGAUCCUACAGAUCAAUGGGCUGGACGUGCACGACCGGCGGCAGGCGGUGGCGCGCCUCACCCAGGAGGAGGGCACCGACGUGUCGCUGCUGCUGGCACGGCCCGACACGCAGCUUGAGGACGGCUGGGUGGAGGAAGAGCACCGAGCUGUGAUGGAGACCCUGAGGGUGGAGAUUCUGCAGGACGAGCGGAUGGAGCCCAUCGCCUACAUCGGCUCCAGUCUCAUCCAGGCGAGGGCGCUCCCGGACGACGACGCGGGCCUCACGGACUCGGUGUCGCACGGCCACGGCAAGGACAGCGGCCUGGGCCGCACGGACGAGAGCUCAGAGCACGACGGCGGCAUCAGCGUCAGCGCUGGGGGCGCCCCCCCGUCGCGCGCAGGGCCCCGCGGGGGCAGCGGCGUCGGCUCAGAUCUGCGGCGCCACCUGCGGACGAAGGCGGGGACGGCGUGCGGCGUGGCCGACGUGCGGCGCGAGAUCGCGCUGCUGCACGAUGAGCUGCGGCGCUUCGAGAUGCGCGUCCAGAGCCACGGCGGCACCGCCGCCGCAGCCGCCACUGCGGCCGUCAACGUGGCUGCCACCGCGGCCGCCACCGCGGCCGCCACCGUAUCUCCGCACGACGUCGGCGCGGAACUAGGACUCACGAACAUCGCCGAGCUGCCCGAGGGCCACGACCCGGAUCCGGCCUCCGCCGCUUUUGCAACGGCGGCGUCGCCACAGGCGGACGGGGAAGCCGGCGGGAGUUCGCCGCCCGGCGGCCGCGAUCCUCGCCACGGCGCUCGCGGCUCAAACGACGCCGGAGCGACGACCCGAGCUCGGCCCGCGGCAAGUGCCGGGCGAUGCCGACCGGAGAGGGCGGCUGCGGCGUCAGCGACAACCAGCGCGGACGCGGGCGGCGCCCCCGUCCCGCUGCACGCGCGCCACUACCGCAGCUACAUGCAGCUGGUGCAGCAGAAGUCGGCGGUGGAAUACGCACAGAGCCAGCUGAGCCUGGCCAGCCUGUGCCAGUUCGAGCGCCGCGAGGCCGGCGCCGCACGGCCCCUGCCGCAGUCCGCGUCGGCGCCGGCCUCUCCGUACGAGUGGAAGGUGAGGGCGUGCGGUGGCGGCGCGGCAGGGCGCGGAGGGCCGGGCGGCGCCGACGGGCCGGGCGCGGAGGGCUCGCGAUGCCUGACGGCGCGCAGGCCGGUGCGGGACCGGCUGCUGCGGCAGCGUGCGCUGAGGAUCCGCGAGGAGCGCAGCGGCGUCACCACGGACGACGACGUGCUCAGCGAGAUGAAGACCGGGCGCUACUGGAGCAAGGAGCAGCGCAAGCAGCAGCUGGUGCGGGCACGCGAGCAGCGGCGGCGGCGCGAGUUCAUGCUGCGCUGCCGCCUCGACUGGCUCGGGGAGAAGGUGGCUCCGGCAGCGGACACGGCAGCAGCAGCAGCAGCAGCAGCAGCCACGGCGGCGGCCACGGCGGCCGCUGCGGGCGCCGGUGACGGAGUGCCAGCGGCCGCGCCUCCCUCGGACUUUGCUGGCCGCGCGCGUGAGCUGAGCAUCCUCGAGCUGAGUCACCGCAAAAUGAUGAAGAAGCGCAACAAAAAGAUUUUGGACAACUGGAUGACCAUCCAGGAGAUGCUCGCCCACGGGCAGAAGUCGCCCGACGGAAACGGCAAGGUGUACAACCCCCUGCUGUCGGUCACCACCGUGUGACGGGACCCGCGGUCGCCGCGCAUCCAACCGCUGGCGCCGGGGGAGGAGCGAACUGCCACGGCGUCGAGGGACGUUCAGCGUCGAGGCCUUGGACUGUCACGGAGCGCGCCGGCCAAGUCGGUGGUCGCGGGCGUGCUUCCCGAGCUGCUGUCAUUUGCAAACGCAUCCUGUCGAGAAGGAUGGCAGGCGCACGAGGUGCCACAUCCCUCACAUUGAAGACCAGGCCACGUGUAAACGUAAUGCUGAGGCUAACGUGUGAUGCACGCUCGAGUUCAUGGAAAACACACCCCACAAAGCCAUGAGUCAUUUUUGUCAAUGUCAAAUCUGUACUGAUUCAUGCAACGGGGCUGUUUUAAACCGGCUUCUCUGUCACUCUAGGGUCCAGCAGAUGCUAUUGAUGGACCCGGCAUGCAUCCAUGAUGUGUGGAUGCACCGAUGCCAGAACAGCGUGUUGGUGAUUACAAGCCCAUGAGCUGCACAUAAGUCUAACAGCCUCCUAUUGUUAUUGAGCUGAUCUGGCCCAUGCCUUACAAUAACUGCAGCCCAGGUGCCUGCAACAUAACCCACAAGGGCAUUACAGUCACUCGCAGGAUGACUAUUCCGAGGGCCCACUUUAGCCAGCACCUGACACAGGUGGUCAUAGAGGGCAUCUGACUCAUCAGUCUCAAUCUUCAGUGGGGACAUUAAGCCACUCCACCACCAAUCCCCGCCUCCCCUUGAUGGGGAGGCAAGCCCACAACAGCCUCAUACUUAUAGCUUCCCACACUUUGCAUCCAUGCUCCCACGCUCCCUUCAUUAUUUUGUUCCGAGGGAGAGCCACUCACUACCCCGAAUGGAGGACUGUCCACCUCUCGUGAAAACUGGAGGCAGAACAAGUCCACAGGACCUGUCAUCCGCAGAGGCCUAGAUGGUACCAGUCCAGCUCCUGACAGAGGAAUGGCAGCCUCUCCCCUACGUGGCCAACUGCAAUGGGUCCCUGCCGUUUCCUGGCUCCGCCAAAUGGAGUUGGUCUAGGAAGACGUCGUGAAUGCCUUAUCCUCCGUGGCCUCUCACACCGGCACAAGCUAAUCGGGAGUUUCCACCAAACGAUAUUCACACACAGAGAGAGACACACACCUCAUACAACCCCAUCCCAUACCGACUCGCGCUGCAUUCACCCUCACAAAGCACUGCACCUCACACACAAGGGAUUAUACACGACAGUGCUCCACACUACGUGUAAAAGAAAACAAAUUUCCCCCGUGUAGCCUUAACAGACUGUAGGGUCGAUUGCUGUUAGCGAGCACCUAUAAAGGCCAGCACAGCACACUAGGGGGUGGGUGGUCAACACCACGCCCGGCCGCCUUUAUCUCCCUAGUGGCGAUGUUUACAUAUCACACCAGGUGCUCAUUUGAGGCUGAGUCGACCUAGGGGAGGCCCAGAACCGGUUCAUAUAAUAGUCACUGGUAUUUGCCGUGAGCGGGAAUCGAACUCAGGUCACCAGGUUCGUAGCGCAGUGCGCUAACCACUACACUACCGCUCCCCACCAUACACGCAUACACGUGCAAAUACCAUGGACGUGCGUUAGCUAACGUAUGGUAACAAAACACGCGGAAAACACAACGCGUGCCAACAUUCACUAACAAAACGUAGGCUAAAAACUAAUGACCACACGCUCACACAUGCACACAACCCUAACAUAAAACAUCAUGAAUCUACAACGCACACAUUAAUCCCAACCUUAUAAACUAAAACACUAAACUAUAUUAAUGACUAUUUAUCAUGAACAAACAAAUCUGGUGUUAUUAUUACUUAUCAAAUAAACACGAGGAAUUUCCGGGGCCCAUUUCACCAACAUUGCAAACGCAAGUACACACGACUGGUUAAACCCGGCAGCUUUCGUCUCGAUGUUAAAACAACUCAAACAUGACGACAAAUACACAAUAACGUCAAAUUAGAUCGAAGACAUCGAUAACAACAACAGCAGCAAUUAAACAUUAAGUUGUGUAACCAGCAGGAGGCGAGAGGAUACGCUAUGCCCCCAGGUGAUUACGUUGACGCAUCAUCAUCAUCACACAAUCCUCGCCACGGCUUCAUCUGCUGUGGCCACGUGGUCUGUUGGGCAGCAAGCGGGCAGCCGGCUGCUUCAGGCCACGUGGCCCUCGUGGUGAAGCAAGCCCAGCGGUGAGGCUGGAUUUGAAGCCACCGGUCACGUAAGAGGGCCACGUGGAAUCAUUUGUCUUGCGAACAACGAUUCGCAGUGGUGGCUGUACACGCAUGACGCUAAACCCUUAUUUAAGCGAAGACUGUAAGAAUGUUUAAAAAAUAGGCCAGUCCCUGGAGGAUUAAGCGAAACGUGUAGAUACGUCUGUACAUUAUGUACCUCGGCCUGAGUUGCACAAGCAAGUGUAUUGUCCCUCUCUGGGAAAUACUUCCACUGUUGGUCAUGUUUAUUUGUAUAUCUGUAUCUCGGUAAGCUUCAUAACUGCGAACCUUUCCACAAUAAAUUUGUCAUCAAACAUGA